This is a messenger RNA of Solanum dulcamara, 624 nucleotides long. RefSeq lists its product as uncharacterized. The transcript is spliced from 4 exons. Bases 1 to 624 code for a protein of 207 amino acids. The record is from RefSeq and is a predicted model, not a curated record. Lineage: Eukaryota; Viridiplantae; Streptophyta; Magnoliopsida; Solanales; Solanaceae.
AUGAGAAUUCAAGGUGAGGUGUCAUCGUGUAUGUUUUUUACGGAUGACAUAGUUUUUGUUGAUGAGACUUGCGGCGACAUUAACACUAAGCUGGAGGAUUGGAGACACACCUUAGAGUCUAAAGGAUUCAAGUUGAGCAGCGCUAAGACAGAUUAUUUGGAGUGCAAGUUUAGUGGAGUAAUGCAGGAGGCUAAUGUAGACAUGAUGCUUGAUACAUGUGUCAUCCAAAAGAGAGAAAGUUUCACGUAUCUUGGGUCUAUUAUCCUAAGGAAUAGGAAGAUUGAAGAGGAUACCACUCACCGUAUUGGUGCAGGGUGGAUCAAAUGGAGGCUCGCAUCCGGAGUUUAUAUGAAGAUGAAAGUUGCAGAAAUGAGGAUGUUGCGAUGGAUGUGUAGGCAUACUAGGAGAGAUAAGAUUAGAAAUGAGGAUAUUCGGGAUAAGGUGGGAGUAGGUUCAGUGGAGGACAAGACGAGAGUAGCGAGGUUGAGAUGGUUUGGUCGUUCGGAGAGGCAUGGAUGCCCUAGUGCGGAGGGGGUCAAGUUGUCAAACAUUUCAAGCAAGAAAGCGAUUCUCCGUUCUGGUGUCUCUCUUCCUCGACACCGUGUUGUCUUUCUGAGUGAAUAA